This is a messenger RNA of Plasmodium vinckei vinckei, 1734 nucleotides long. Its product is annotated as kelch domain-containing protein, putative. The transcript is spliced from 4 exons. The coding region runs from base 1 to 1734 and encodes 577 amino acids. Gene Ontology annotation, molecular function: protein binding. NCBI's taxonomy places the organism in Eukaryota, Apicomplexa, Aconoidasida, Haemosporida, Plasmodiidae. The record is from RefSeq and is a predicted model, not a curated record.
AUGGACAUGUUUAGCACAGCACCUGAUGAAUUGAACCAUGAUGAAAUAAGGAACGAAACUUUGAAAGAUGAACUAAAAGAAAACGACUUUAAAAGAGAAUACAUAGACAAUGAAAUAAAUAUAAAGAAGGAUGUUACCGAUUUGGAAAAGGAAAAUAAAAUUACCCCAUCAGUAAUUGAGCAAGUUAAAAAUGAUUUAAAAUCUAGUUUUGUUGAGAAUGUAAAAAAUGUAGAACUAAUCAAUAUGGAAAAUCGUGAAAAUAGUCAAAAUAGCCAAAUUUUGCAAAAUUCGCAAAAUCGUGAAAAUAUUCAAACUUUGCAAAAUUCGCAAAAUGAUCAAAAUUUAAAUGAGCAAAUGAAACCUCCAAAAAUACUAUUAAACAUGGAUGGAAACAACCAAAAUACUAUUUCAUCAAAAGGGUUUUUAUCUCCCCCUGCUUUUCAUGUAACUGAAAUUAUGCAUAAUGAGAAAUGUUUAAAAAAAACAAAAGGACACAUAACAGUAGAAAUAAAUGGAGAUAUAUGUGUAUAUGGUGGUAUGGAACAGAAUGUCUGUAUUGACAAUUUUGUUAGAUAUGUACCAGGAAUUAAUUUAUUUGAAAAAAUGAGAUUAAAUUCAGAGGAUAUACCUUAUAGAGCUUUUCAUUCAGGUAAUGUUAUAACGGAAGAUAAUAAAAAAUAUAUUGUUGUAUUUGGUGGUAUAAAUGCUCAAAAUAGUAUUACUGAUGAAGCAUAUAAAUUUGAUUUUCAAGCAAGAAAAUGGGAGCAUAUUAAAAAUGAAUGUAGACCACCUCCAAGAUAUAAACAUGCUUCUUUUAGUUUUGAUGAUGUAUUAUAUAUUCAUGGUGGUUUAGACGUAGAAAAUAAAUUACUAUCAGAUUUAUGGUGCCUCUCACAAAAUAAAUGGACUCAAGUUAAACAACUUGGGCCAAAACCAGAGGCAAGAUAUGGACAUAGUUUAAUGCUCGCUCCACAUGAAAGAGCACAAAUUGUUUUCUUAUUUGGGGGAAACAAACAAGGUUUCAAUAGUGCCUUAUCCGAUAUUUGGAUGUUUAAUAUUAAUACUAAUAUUUGGAGGGAGUUACGUCACUCUUCCGGUUCAAAGCCUUGCGCACGAUGGGGUCAUUCGACAGCUUUGAUUGACAACGAAUGGAUGGUAAUAUAUGGUGGUUUCACAAAUGGAUGGAUCGAAAAUUAUGCCUUAUCAGAUAUGUAUGCAAUGAAUAUAUACAAUUUCUCAUGGUACGAAAUUGAUAUAAGUUCUUCAAAAGCAUUUAAUCGAGGAUAUUUUGGAUCGCUUUGUUUAUUACCUUAUAAAAAAUCUUUACACGUUUUUGGAGGAACAAAUGGCUCAAAUGAAUGUUCUGAUGUAUUUAGUAUGUCACCUCUUGCCACGUAUGCUUCAUAUAAAGCAUUAACCGGUGUAAUUGAGCAAUUACACAGUAAGAUUAAACACAUUGAUGAAAAUGGCAAUGAAAAUGGCAAUGGAAAUGAUAAUGCACAUAUUAAUUUAGCAGAAUUUGAAUUAAAAUUUUCCGAACUAAAAAAUGAGGUUAAUAAUAUAAACAAUAUGAUGAGGGCCUUUGAAACAAAAUUUGCAGCUCUUGAAAAGUUAAACGAGCAGUGUGGAAAACUCCUUUCAAAAAAUAUCAACGCAGAAUCUUUGGAAAAAUUAGAAAAACGUAUAAUGAAAUUGGAGUCUUCCAAUGCCCUAAUGAAACAUGAUAGUAUAUAA